CGGCUCCCUUUCCUUUCUCCCACCAUGAGUUCCGCCCUCACAGGUCUCCCCAACAGUCUCAACCUCCCGCCGCAUCUGUCCGCACACAAGUACUUCCUCGUGUGCACGUUGACCGUCGCUGCGUGGGACACGCUUGUCCUUUCCCCUCGAACAUGGCGGCUAAUGCGCACGGGAGAAUGGCCUAUCCUCAAGAUUCUCUUCCACUUCAUGCGCGUCUUCAUGCCAGUUGAAUUUGCUGUCGUCGCCGUAGCUUUCUUCGAUACCAAAUUGGCGCAAACCGUUCGUCGACCCGUGCAUUCCUCCCUUUUGGUGCUUACUACUCUGCAGACGUGCCAAAAAUUCUAUCUCUUCGAACCCAUUUGCACCGCGGUGUUGCUCGCUUGCACCUCUGCGGUCCAUGUAAUUCGCAUCCACGGUAUCUACGAGCGCAACCGGGGUGUUCUCGUGGGUAUGGGUGCCCUUUUCGCUGCACAGAUUGUCGUUACCGGAAUCUGUUGUGCCUUCUACCGAUCUGUCCCUCUCCUCGACGGACAAGGUUGUAUCGCUGGCCCCAAGCACAACUGGGUUGGCAUCUAUUGGGUGGUGCCUACCAUCUUGUACACCGCAUCGGCUGUUUUGGCUUUGAUGCGUUCCGUGAACUCGUUGCAGACAAAGCCGCUGAGCAGCUGGAAACUGAUGCUCCGUGAUGGACUGAAUUUGUAUGGGGCUGUGUGGCUGGUCAACAUGAUCAACAUGCUUUUCUGGUUUAUCGUUAAACCCACGAACGAUGCCGACCCGAUCAAGACCAUUGUCACAAGCAUGACUGCCGUCCUUACGACAUCGAUGACUCUGCGCAUCAUCCUCGGCAUCCGGGGCACCCUUGCCCAGGGCGGGUCGUUCGCCCUGAGCGCCACCUCUGCACCUUCGAAUUCAUCGCGUGCUACCCAUGUGUUGUCGAACGGCCACAGCACUGGCCCGCACACUUAUACUUUGGACGACAUGCGCGGGGGUAAAUCCGAAGGGCACGUCGGCUGGGGCGACUCCAAGGGUGGCGUUGUGAGCUCCCCCGGAGAAGACGACAAGGGCGUCGGAGAGUUCCCGAUCGAGGAGCGCUCGGGCAGCCCCAAUGGUGGUGUUGGUGUGAAAGUCACUAUCGACCGCGAGGUCGGAUACGACAGUCGCCCCUACGCCAAGUAAGCCAUCGAUAUCUACCCCGCCAUAUCUACCCGGAUAUAUGCACACUUCUACAUUGUCUGUCUGUUGUACACCUGCCCGUGUGAGCUGAUCUACUUGCUUGCUUUAUAAAUAUCUAUUGGGAUCGUCGUUCGAGAAGACUUGUGGGCACGCACUGUCAGCUGA
Mycena citricolor is the source of this 1338-nucleotide messenger RNA. NCBI's taxonomy places the organism in Eukaryota, Fungi, Basidiomycota, Agaricomycetes, Agaricales, Mycenaceae. The record is from the annotation of a GenBank genome assembly.